Molecule: messenger RNA, 323 nt
Organism: Acanthoscelides obtectus
Lineage: Eukaryota; Metazoa; Arthropoda; Insecta; Coleoptera; Chrysomelidae
Source: the annotation of a GenBank genome assembly
AUGGCUUUGUCAAUCGCCAAAAUUGCCGCAUUUGGGGUUCGGAGAACCCACGUGUGAUUGUCGAAAAAGAAAUGCACCCACAACGCGUGACUGUCUGGUGUGGAUUUUGGGCUGGAGGCAUAAUUGGGCCAUAUUUUUUUGAAAAUGAUGCUGGUCAAGCAGUGACUGUUACUGGUGCUCGAUAUCGCGACAUGAUUACACAGUUCUUUCUGCCAAAAUUGAAUGAUAUUGAUGUACCCAAUAUGUGGUUUCAACAAGACGGUGCCACAUCGUCGUCCAUACCGCAGACAGGCGUAUCUGACAAAAAAUCAAAUUCGAGUUAA